CACUGACCUAGCCCCACCUGCCCGGUAGAGUAAAGGAAGAUCAGUCCAACCUGCAAAACCAGAAGAGCAACCCAUCACUCAAGAUGUGUCCUCAUCCUGUGGAAUCAGAUCCAUGACCAUGGUCUGCCUAUGGAGACUUAGAGUCCCAGAAAAGCAGGGUGUAUCUUUUGUUUAUCCAAAUAAGACACUGCAACCGGAAUCUUCCUGGCACAAGCUUAUAGCCCGAUAGCAACUGAGGAAGAAGAAGACUGUGUUUAAAAAUUUCAGACACUUCACAUGAUGUAGCAAUUGAAAAUGCGCGAGCAAGUGAAUGUCUACUGAAGUCUAUAGAGUAUGUGUGAAAUAUAUUAACAACAGGAGGGAAUGUUGAAAGAUUUUAUGUUUUAUGUGUUUUUAUUCGUUGUUUUAUUAUCUUUCAUUAAGAAGCAUAUCAUGAAGUGUUCAUAUAUUUCACAAGGUUUCUGUUGUGCAAGCUGACAUUUAACUCUACAACACAAAUAAGUUAGACAGGAAACAGAUGCAGCACCCAAACCACAAGAGUUGAAAAGUGCACCACGUUUCCUAGAGGAAGCAGCCAGACACACAUGUGACACACACACACCCACACACACAACCAUUGGUUUAGAGGAACUUGUAAAAGAGGAAAUGUGAUGUGCUUGCAUACGUGAUGUAACCUAUAAAAAGAACUGUUGCCUGCACUCAGGGUGUGGGUCUCGCCAGAGGCCUCACCCGUGCGCGGGGUCUCGCCAGAAUCCUCACCCGUGCACGCCGCUGUUAUUAUAUUCUAACUGUCUGAGUGUCUUUAUUCAACCUGAAGAAUGUCUUAUUAAAAAUAAACUCUUGACAGCUCUGUAGUGUGCUCAUGUGUUAAAUGAUGUAAACGUGAGCAUUUCACACACAUUUGCAAGUAAAACAGAGCUACAAUAAAAGUGUAUUUAGGAGCAACCAAUUAAAAAGUCUGACCACAUUAAAGCUACACUAUGGGGCGCCGUUUGUAAAGUGAAACAUGCUGAAAUUAACAUCAACAUCUUUCCACAUUUAGCUCAAAACCUUCAAAAACAUGUUUUUUCGAGUCAUUUUUUACAACAUUUAGUAAAAUAUUUGUAACUAUUUAUGUUAUAUUUAUGUUACUUACCACUGUACAGUGCAUCAAUUUAGUAGUUUAGAGGACCAAGGCACAGCAAGACCAACAUCAGGAACAUCAGCAACAAAAAGAAAUGUUACAUCUCUUGUGUUUUGUGAAAAUGAGAAAAGACAAGAAAAAAACAAGUCAUGCUAAACUUAUACAAUAGCAUUAAUAGUAUUUCAGUUAAUGUGCACAUGAAUGAUGUGUGUUUCCUCUGCAGGUGAAGGUAGAAAGUGUGUGUGAGCUGAUGUGGAUGUGAAUUCGGCAGCAUGGAUCAGUGUGAGGACAGCGAGAAGGGAGUCCCUCCCUCUAAAAGCACUCUGUGUGGGGAACAUGAGAGCCAGACCAAAGCUCAGAGGAACCAGCCUGGACCUCCACCCAGCUCUGUGUCCUUAAAGAGUGACCGGUCUAAAGGGCAUCCCAAUAAUUUUAAAGACCAGCAGGCAUCUGCUGCAGAGAGGACUGGAUUUUAUAUUCCUGAUGGAAACUUGGCUUCGACCCAAGUGGGCCAGGACAGCUCAGGGUUUCCCAGUGGUCAGUCUGCCCAGCAGCAUCAAACACACCUGGAUUCCAUAUUUAUGCUGCUGGAGGACAAUAUCAUCAUAUUUGUAAAGAACGAGCUGAAGAAGAUCCAGAAGGUUCUGAGUCCAGAUUACUCAGAAUGCACAGAGAAUAAGAUUGUGAAUGAGGAGGUUUUGAAGGGUGAGGAUGAUGAGCAGAGGAGCAGCAGAGAAGCAUUUGUGAAGAUCACAUUGCAUUUCCUAAGGAAACUGAAGCAGGAGGAGCUGGCUGACCGUCUGCAGAGCAAACAUGUUGCAGCAAUUUGUAAAUGUAAACUUAAAACAAAGUUGAAGAAGAAGUUCCAGUGUGUGUUUGAGGGCAUCGCUAAAGAAGGAAACCCAACCCUUCUGAAUCAGAUCUACACAGAGCUCCACAUCACAGAGGGAGGGACUGCAGAGGUCAAUGAUGAACAUGAGGUCAGAAAGACUGAAACAGCAUCCUGGAAACCAGACAGACCAGAAACAACAAUCAGACAAGAAGACAUUUUUAAAGCCUCACCUGGAAGAGACGAACCAAUCAGAACAGUGCUGACAAAGGGAGUGGCUGGCGUUGGGAAAACAGUCUUAACACAGAAAUACAGCCUGGACUGGGCUGAAGACAAAGCCAACCAGGACAUCCAGUUCAUAUUUCCAUUCCCUUUCAGAGAGAUGAAUAUACUAAAAGAGAAAAAGUUCAGCUUGGUGGAACUUGUUCAUCACUUCUUUACUGAAACCAAAGAAGCAGGAAUCUGCAGCUUUGAAGACUUCCAGGUUGUGUUCAUCUUUGAUGGUCUAGAUGAGUGUCAACUUCCUCUGGACUUCCACAAAACUGAAAUCCUAACUGACCCUAGAAAGUCCACCUCAGUGGAUGUGCUGCUGACCAACCUCAUCAGGGGGAACCUGCUUCCCUCUGCUCACCUCUGGAUAACCACACGACCUGCAGCAGCCAAUCAGAUCCCUCCUGACUGUGUUGACAUGGUGACAGAGGUCAGAGGGUUCACUGACCCACAGAAGGAGGAGUACUUCAAAAAGAGAUUCAGAGAUGAGGAGCAGGCCAGCAGGAUCAUCUCCCACAUCAAGACAUCACGAAGUCUCCACAUCAUGUGCCACAUCCCAGUCUUCUGCUGGAUCACUGCUACAGUUCUGGAGGAUGUGCUGAAAACCAGAGAGGGAGGACAGCUCCCCAAGACCCUGACUGAGAUGUACAUCCACUUCCUGGUGGUUCAGGCCAAAGUGACGAAGGUCAAGUAUGAUGGAGGAGCUGAGACAGAUCCACACUGGAGUCCAGAGAGCAGGAAGAUGAUUAAGUCUCUGGGAAAACUGUCUUUUGAUCAGCUGCAGAAAGGAAACCUGAUCUUCUAUGAAUCAGACCUGACAGAGUGUGACAUCGAUAUCAGAGCAGCCUCAGUGUACUCAGGUGUUUUCACACAGAUCUUUAAAGAGAAGAGAGGACUGUACCAGGACAAGGUGUUCUGCUUCAUCCAUCUGAGUGUUCAGGAGUUUCUGGCUGCUCUUCAUGUCCAUCUGACCUUCAUCAACUCUGGAGUCAAUCUGCUGGAAAAACAACAACCAACCUCCCAGAAGUCUUUCUUUUUUAAAAAGAAAAGUAGUAUAAAGUAUCUCCACCAGAGUGCUGUGAACAAGGCCUUACAGAGUCCAAAUGGACACCUGGACUUGUUCCUCCGUUUCCUUCUGGGUCUUUCAUUGCAGACCAAUCAGGCUCUCCUACGAGGUCUGCUGACACAGACAGGAAGUAUCUCACAGACCAAUCAUGAAACAGUCGAGUACAUCAAGAAGAAGCUGAGUGAUAAUCUGUCUGCAGAGAAAAGCAUCAAUCUGUUCCACUGUCUGAAUGAACUGAACGAUCAUUCGCUAGUGGAGGAGAUCCAACAGUUCCUGAGUUCGGGAAGUCUCUCCACAGAUAAACUGUCUCCUGCUCAGUGGUCAGCUGUGGUCUUCAUCUUGCUGUCAUCAGAAAAAGAUCUGGAUGUGUUUGACCUGAAGAAAUACUCUGUUUCAGAGGAGGCUUUUCUGAGGCUGAUGCCAGUGGUCAAAACCUCCAACAAAGCUCUACUGAGUGGCUGUAACCUCUCAAAGAAAAGCCGUGAAGCUCUUUUCUCAAUUCUCAACUCCCAGUCCUCUAGUCUGAAAGAGUUGGACCUGAGUAACAAUGACCUGCAGGAUUCAAGAGUGACGUUUCCAUACUCUAAACUGACAACUCUCCGACUGAGUCACUGUAACCUUUCAGAGACAGCCUGUGAAGCUCUGUCCUCAGUUCUUAGCAUGGGGUCCUCUAGUUUGAGAGAGCUGGACCUGAGUAACAACAACCUGAAGGAUUUGGGAUUGAAGCUUCUGUCUAUUGGUCUGGAGAGUCCAUACUGCAAACUUGAAACUCUCAGUCUGUCAGGCUGUUUGAUCACAGUGGACGGAUGUGCUUCUCUGGCAUCAGCCCUGAGUUCUUCCCACCAUCUGAGAAAGUUGGACCUGAGCUACAAUCAUCCAGGACACUUGGGAAUGAAGCUGUUGUUGCCUGAACAGAAGAAUCCAUCCUGGAAACUGGAAACUCUCAGGGUGGAGCCUGCUGGAGUCCGAUGGUUGAGACCAGGUCUGAGGAAGUAUUCCUGUCAACUCACAAUAGAUACAAAUACAGUGAACACAAACCUCAAACUGUCUGACAACAAAAGAAAGGUGACACAUGUGGAGGAGGUUCAUUUAUAUCCUGAUCAUCCAGACAGAUUUGAUGUUCAUCCUCAGCUGCUGUGUAGAAAUGGUCUGACUGGUCGCUGUUACUGGGAGGUUGAGUGGAAAGGAGAUGUUGACAUAUCAGUGGCUUAUAGAAAAAUCAGAAGGAAAAGUGGCAGUGAUAACUGUUCAUUUGGGUGGAAUGAUCAAUCCUGGAGUCUCAGCUGCUCCGAUGAUGGUUACUCUGUCUGUCACAAUAACAGAGAAACAUCCAUAUCCUCCUCCUCCUUCUCCUCCUCCUCUGUCUCUAACAGAGUAGCAGUGUAUGUGGACUGUCCUGCUGGCACUCUGUCCUUCUACAGAGUCUCCUCUGACACUCUGAUCCACCUCCACACCUUCAACACCACAUUCACAGAACCUCUUUGUCCUGGAUUUAGAGUGUGGUUUCCUGGUUCCUCAGUGUUUGUUUGCAGAGAAUAAUCUAAAGAGUGUCCUCGUGCCUCUUUAGAGAAACACUUUGACUGUUGAACAGAUAGUUCAGUCUGUACAUGUCUGUCUGUUUCACUCAGAAACACGUUUUCAGAUUCAUGGAUAAAGAUGGAAGCUUUGAUUAUUCCAGGAUCCACAUGUUUUUCUGUUGUUUU
Molecule: messenger RNA, 4991 nt
Organism: Oreochromis aureus
Lineage: Eukaryota; Metazoa; Chordata; Actinopteri; Cichliformes; Cichlidae
Product: protein NLRC3-like
Exons: 11
Coding region: 1396-4827 (1143 amino acids)
Molecular function (GO): protein binding
Source: RefSeq, a predicted model, not a curated record